Messenger RNA from Arctia plantaginis, 1446 nucleotides. The record is from the annotation of a GenBank genome assembly. Lineage: Eukaryota; Metazoa; Arthropoda; Insecta; Lepidoptera; Erebidae.
AUGUCAAAAUCACGGAUUUCGCCAUUUUGGAGACAAUGUUUCGUGUCAGCCACAGUAUGCUUCACGACGAUAGGCCACGGCGCCGUGGUCGGGUUCCCGGCUAUCCUGCUGCCGCAGCUCAAGGAGCCAGGAUCAUACCUCACGCUUACAGAAGAAGCUGGUUCCUGGAUAGCGUCAGUAAUGGCGAUCACUCUUCUAUUGGGGAGUUUCAUGGCUCCCCCUAUCAUGGGGCGUUUGGGCAGGAAGAUAGCACACUUCGUGGUAAUUCUCCACAUUCUAGUGGGGUGGCUGGUCAUCAUUCUGGCUAAGAGUAUAGAGGUAAUGAUCAUUGGCCGAAUCAUACACGGAAUGUCAUUUGGCUUAAUGCUUCCUCUCCGCUCAGUCCUGAUAGGGGAGUACACCAGCCCAAAGAAUAGGGGAGCGUUCCUCACCACAAUAUCUGUUACACAAGCCUUUGGGAUCUUAUUGGUCCACCUCAUAGGAUCCUGCGUCAGCUGGCAGAAAACAAUCCUCAUUCUUGUCUCAUUUCCUCUAGCAAGUCUACUCAUGACUUUCUAUACUCCGGAAACUCCAAGUUGGUACGCUGACAAAGGCAGAUAUGAACAAUGCAGACAAGUUUUCCGAUGGCUCAGGGGUGAUGAGGAAGAGGCAGAAUUAGAAGCAAUGAUAAAUGCAAGAGCAUUCAAAUCAGACAAAACUAAUAUAGCUAAUUGUAGAGAUGUCGUUACUUUGAUGAAGAAGAAGGAAUUUUAUAAACCUAUAGUGAUCAUGGUGCAUAGUUACUUGAUGGGAGAAUUUUCUGGAGGUGCUUUAAUGUCGUGCUAUUCUACGACGGUAAUCACUCUGAUGGCCGGACCAGAAGUAGAUGCCCAUUUCUGGAUGGUGGCUCUGGACGUACAGAGAAAUAUAUCGAAUAUUAUAGCAGUUUACGUAGUGAAAAAGGUGAAAAGACGAACUAUGAUGUUGUCUACGGGUAGUCUUUGUAUCCUAAGCAGCAUUGCCAUAGCAGGUUAUGUGUACGCCAAAAAUACUGGUAUGUUGACUUACACUGCAUCGUGGAUACCAAUCCUCCUCAUCAACGUUCAGUUUUUCACGGUAGCUGUGGGCAUGGUGUGUCUUCCCUACGUUAUAGCAGGAGAAAUAUUUCCUCUCGAGUACAGGAGUCUGGGAGGCAGCAUCAGCAUAGUUUCGAUAGCCUGUGGGUACUUUUUAGUAACCAAAACUUUUCCAUCUUUGGAGGGAGCUAUUGGACUGCACGGAGCUUACACAGUUUAUGCGGCAGCCAUGUCGUAUAAUCUGUUUGUGAUCUGGGCUCUACUGCCUGAAACUAAGGAUAGGACGUUACAAGAGAUUGAAGAACAUUUCAGAGGGAAACCUUUGAGAGCUGAAGAUAUAGAAGUCAGCCAGUCAUUGAAUAAAGAAAAUGUUGAAAAAGCCAUUAGCUGA